This is a messenger RNA of Malus domestica (apple), 660 nucleotides long. Its product is annotated as replication protein A 14 kDa subunit B-like. Gene Ontology annotation, biological process: DNA recombination; DNA replication; DNA repair. Lineage: Eukaryota; Viridiplantae; Streptophyta; Magnoliopsida; Rosales; Rosaceae. Gene Ontology annotation, cellular component: nucleus. Gene Ontology annotation, molecular function: DNA binding. The record is from RefSeq and is a predicted model, not a curated record.
GAAAUCCCUUUGAUCAUUUCAUUUUUGCCGCGCUUGGAGUCCAGCCCUUUCUGUCGCUCAACCUCCCAAUUUCCAACCCUACUUCUCUCUUUCCACUCCAUUUUCCGGCGAUGCCUCCCCGUCGUCGAGAUAUGAAUCCUGCAGUUUUUGUCAAUGCAGAGUUGUUGCGAUCGUAUGUUGGAAGUCGGGUUCGGGCACUGAUUCAGGUGGUGCGAGUUGAGGGUGAAACUAUCAUUGGAAAUUCUACUGAUGAAAGCCAGCUAGUUGUGAAGGGCAUCCCAACGUUUCCUCUUACAAAAUUUGUUGAGGUCAUAGGCCUUGCUGACAGUGAUACGUCCAUCCAGGCUGACAUGUGGACCAACCUCGGAGAGACAGCUGAUACAUACACUUACAAUCAGCUCUGUCAGAUUGUAAAUGGGGAAUAUAAAAUCUUGUUCGUCUGAGUUACAACGAGAUUCAGUUGUAAGCGGGAAUGCGCUUCCUAGUUACAUCAUGAUGGGACAAAUAAUGUAGUUGGUCAUGUAGUUUUAACACUAGAUUUCGCAGUUUUUCGAAUUUUAUGGCAGCGAAGCGAUUAAGAUCUUCGCUAUCUGACAUAUGCAGAAGUCUCAGAUAUUCAGAUUUUACUAGUCCUUCAAACUUCAUGCGAUUCAUUAACCG